Messenger RNA from Penicillium cosmopolitanum, 3735 nucleotides. RefSeq names its product vegetative incompatibility protein HET-E-1. Bases 1 to 3735 code for a protein of 1244 amino acids. Gene Ontology annotation, biological process: negative regulation of transcription by RNA polymerase II. Gene Ontology annotation, cellular component: nucleus; transcription repressor complex. The record is from RefSeq and is a predicted model, not a curated record. NCBI's taxonomy places the organism in Eukaryota, Fungi, Ascomycota, Eurotiomycetes, Eurotiales, Aspergillaceae. The transcript is spliced from 4 exons. Gene Ontology annotation, molecular function: protein binding.
AUGACCUCGACACUCAACAGUAACCAGAACUUUGUUAUAAACAAACUCCGCACCGUUGAAGAAGCCCCGUUCAACUCUAGUGCGAAUCAGCACGACCCGAUCUGUCUAAAAGAAACGCGUCGUGAGCUACUGCAGGAUAUUGAUCAAUGGGCCAAGGGCCCAAUAACCGGCAAACAUAUAUACUGGCUCGAAGGAAAGGCCGGAACUGGCAAGUCAACAAUUGCUCGGACCGUGGCUGGCACGCUUAACGAGCGUGGUCUUCUUGGAGCCAGUUUCUUCUUCAAAAGAAAUGAAUCUGGUCGUGCUAAUGCUGGGUAUCUCUUCUCAACCAUUGCUGCCCAGCUUGCGCGGAGACUGCCCGCCGCUGCCGAGCACAUGCGAAAUGCCAUUGAAUGUGAACCCGAGAUCGCUACCAUGGCAUUUCAAGCACAGUUAAGAGAACUAGUCGUGAGGCCGAUGCUCAAGACUAUCCCGGCUGGAAUUAACAGGACCAUGACCGUUGUAAUCGAUGCACUCGACGAAUGCGACAGACCCGACGACAUCAUAACGGUUAUCAAGUUACUGCUACAGACCGACCUUCUGACCGUAGCUCCUUUGAAAUUCUUCAUCACUAGUCGAGAUAAGUUUCCUAUUCGGACUGAUCGCCAGGGGGGCCAAUGCCGAUCCAUCCAGUUUCUUGUUGACAAGAUUCCAACAUCAAUUGUUGAGCGGGACAUCGCAAACUUUCUGAGCAUUCGAUUGGAUGAUAUCCGGGAGAAGUUCGACAUGACAUCCAGUUGGCCAGAUCAACGACAGUUCCAGACGCUGCUGAAGAAAUCCGUUCCGCUAUUCAUUUUUGCUGCCACUGCCUGCCGCUUUAUUGAGGACCGCCGCCAAAGUGGCGGAGUACAGGGUCGCCUGCAGAAAAUAUUGCAAAACGAGCACCAUGGGCAGUUCAAUCAAAUAUACCUGCCUAUUUUGAAUCAAAUGAUUUCAGAACUUUCAGACUCUGCAACUCGAGAGGCACUUAGGGAAUUUAACUUGAUUGUUGGUUCGAUAGUCACUCUCGCAGAUCCUCUGGGAGCUGCACCACUGGCGAGGCUCUUGGGUAUUACCACGGACUGUGUCGAUGAUAGAUUAUCCCUACUGCAUUCCGUUCUGGACAUUCCACGCGAUGCCUUUAGUCCUGUGAGAAUAUUUCAUGAAUCGUUCCGUGACUUCCUCGUUCAAGUUGACUCCGUGGACGGUCAGAAAUUCCAGAUUGAUGAGACGGCUACCCACAAGAUACUUGCAGACAGAUGCAUUUGGCUACUCGACGAAGGCGGCGUCUUAAAAAAAGACAUUUGUGACCUUAGAGAAGCGGGAAAAUUGCGUACUACCAUUGACCAGGAAGUUAUUGACGAUAACCUGCCAUCAGAGGCUCAAUAUGCCUGCCUUUAUUGGGUACAUCACGUCAAAGGUAGCGCGGUAAUGUUGAGUUAUGGGCACCGAGUGCUCCAAUUUCUCCAAAAUCACCUGCUCCACUGGUUUGAGGCCCUUAGCCUGUUGGGAAAGAUCUCGGAGAGUAUCAACCUUUUAGGCGAAUUACAGGUUCUGUUUAGUGCCGACCACAAUUCUUCAAUCUCCGACUUUCUGUAUGAUGCAAAACGCUUUAUUCUUCAAAAUCGCCAAAUGGCCGAUCAUGCACCUCUCCAGCUUUAUUCCUCAGGAUUAGUAUUCGCACCAAAAACAUCGGUUGUACGAAGAAACUUCCAAGGAGAAUUUCCUAGUUGGGUGUGUCAGCUACCGGAAGUCCUGGAUGGCUGGAGUUCAGUGUUGCAAAAUCUCGACGGCCAUUCAAAAUCAAUUGGAUCGGUUGCCUUUUCACCGAACGGGCUGAUUCUAGCAUCAGCCGCCUAUGAACAGACAGUACGGCUCUGGGACACUUCAACAGGAACUUUGAAACAGGCUCUGAAGAGCUCAUACAGAAUGAAGUCGGUCGCUUUCUCGCCCGAUGGGCUGAUACUUGGAGCUGGGAGCUGCGAUGCCGUGGUAUUAUGGUUCUGGGAAAUCGCAACAGGUGUUUUGCAACGCACUCUCGAGGCGCCAAGUCGCGAGGGCUGGUCGGCUUCUGUUAACUCAAUUGCCUUCGCUGAUCAACGGAUACUGGCAUCUGGCUGCAAUGAUGGAAUUCGAAUCUGGGAUACUGCGACGGGCGCUCUGCAACACAUUAUUGAUGGCCACUCCCAUUGCGUCAAUCAAGUAGUCUUCUCAUCUGACGACUGCCAUAUGCUGGCAUCUGCCUCCGCCGACAAGACAGUACGGCUCUGGGACACUAGAACGGGAGCUCUGAAACAGAUCCUUGAGGGUCAUUCAGAUGACGUGCGAUCAGUGGCAUUCUCCCCUUGUGGCCACAUAGUAGCUUCCGGUUCUGAAGAUAAGACAGUGCGACUCUGGGACGCUGUGAGCGGUACCCUGAAAUCGACCUUUGACCACCCAUCUUUCGUCGAUUCAGUAUCAUUUUCGGCGGAUGGCCGAACAUUGGCAUCUAGUUGCGGCGAGAAGGACGUCCAGCUCUGGGAUACUAAUACUUGUUCUCUUCAGCAUACUCUGAGGGGCAAUGCCAGCCACGUUAAAUCGGUGCCAGAUGCUAGCAUCUUCCGCUAUGGGCAAUACGUCUCUCGAGAGAUCAUGUCUUCCUCCUUUGCUACUGCCUUUCCCCCUAACGGCCAGACAUUGGCAUCGGCAUGGGUAUCUCCCUUUGGUCACAAGACGAUACAGCUCUGGGAUAUGGCAAAAGGCAAGUUAAUUUGGAGUUGCACUAGAGUUGAAAGGAAAACAUUGGCAUUCGAACUAUAUUUCUCCCCUAAUAGUCAGAUGCUAGUGUCUGUCUUUCGGGAUGACAGGAUGGAGCUCUGGGAUCUUAAAACUGGUACAGCUACCCUACGAGCUACUCUCAAUGCCUAUUGCGACGCAGACUACACAAUACAAUUCUCACCCAAUAAUGAGACAAUCGCAUGCUGUACGGAUGAGAAGACAAUUGGGAUCUAUGAUACGAAAAUGGGGACUCUACAGCGCACCCUGGAGGGUCAUUCGAGUCAAGUCAUCUCAGUGGCAUUCUCGCCCAAUAGCCAGAUUUUAGCAUCGGCUUCUAAAGACAAGUCGGUGCGGCUCUGGGAUAUUGCAACAGGAGCCCUCAAUAUCAUAAUCAAUGGGUGUUCAUACUUCAGAGGCUCUUUAGCAUUUUCGCCUACUGGCCAGGUUUUGCUAUCUAGUUCCGUUGACAAUACGACUCAGCUAUGGGAUGCUGCAAGUGGUGCUUUGAAAUGCACUAUUGAUGACCUAUCUGGAACCGGAGGCAAAACAGCCGUGUCACAUGCAAAGGCCCUGUCACAUAAUGGUCAAAUGCUGGCAUGCUGCUUUGAUAACACAAUACGACUGUGGGAUGCUGAAACAGCCACUUUGCGGCAGACUUGGACUUUCGUGGGAUUUUUGCAAUUUUUAGAGUUUUCACUGGAUGACCUGUCCUUGAAGACGGAUUUGGGUUCCUUCGAUAUUGAAUCUAAGUGUGGUACAGGUUCAUCUCGUGCGGAGCGGAAGUUGGCAGUCUCUCUCCAGGAUGAGCAGUGGGUAGCAUUGAACGGUGAACGCGUACUGUUUCUCCCCGCUGAAGCUCGGACAGACCAAUGGGUAGCUCGGGACCGAAAGAUUGCGCUAGGACUGAGUUUUGGCGAAUUUCUUUUUAUGGAAUUCAAUGGACAGUCCAGCUAUCAAUGA